Dictyostelium purpureum is the source of this 2175-nucleotide messenger RNA. RefSeq lists its product as uncharacterized. The record is from RefSeq and is a predicted model, not a curated record. The transcript is spliced from 2 exons. The coding region runs from base 1 to 2175 and encodes 724 amino acids. Lineage: Eukaryota; Evosea; Eumycetozoa; Dictyosteliales; Dictyosteliaceae. Gene Ontology annotation, biological process: carboxylic acid metabolic process. Gene Ontology annotation, molecular function: pyridoxal phosphate binding; carbon-carbon lyase activity.
AUGUCGUCGUUUUUUAUAGGACAUAAGGGUGAAAAUAAAAAUUUAUUAUUGGAACAAGUUAAAAAAUGUAUUGAUUCUUCAAUUGAAUGGAGAAAAUAUUAUAAUAAAAGUGAACCUAGUAUUUUUAAUAAAGAUUAUUUAAAAAGUAAAGAUUAUUUAAAAUUUAAAAAUAGUUUAAAUGAUAAUUCAGAAAAGUUAUGUGAUUAUUUAAAAGAUUCUGUUCAUUUUGAAAGUUUAGGUUACCAAUCCCAAAUGAAUGGUGAUUUAUUAGUACCUGGUAUUGUUGGUAAUAUUGCAGGUAUGUUGUAUAAUCAAAAUAAUGUUGCACACCAAGGUUCACCUAAAACUACAUUGUUAGAGCAUGCUUUGAUGAUAGAUUUAAUAAAAAUGGUUGGUUUUGAGUUGCCAAGCGAAGAAAUUUAUUAUCAGUUAAAUGUUGAUGAACAGGGAUGUAUUGAAAGGGAAAAGGAUUUAAUCAUUCCUUUUGGUCAUAUAACUUCAGGUGGUAGUUUAAGUAAUUUCGAAGCAUGUUGGUGUAGUAUGUGGGUUAAAUAUAUACCACUAUCAGUUAAAAAUGCAUUAUUAAAACAACGGAAAUUUAUAAAUUCUUAUAAUUUAAAUAUAGAGUUGGUUAGUGGUGAGUUUAAAAAAUUAAUAGAAAUGUCAUCAUGGGAAUUGGUGAACAUAAACUCUGAACAAGCAGCUAAAUUGCCAUAUCUGAUUGCAAAAUAUUGUAAUUUAACUUUAUCAGAGGUUUAUUCCACAAUUAAAGAAUAUCACCCAUCAACAUUGGGUUUGUAUGAUUUUCUUUUAAACAAUAAACUAAACCCACCUACAAUUAUUACACCAAUAACAGCUCAUUAUAGUUUUCAAAAAACAGCAACUGCUUUAGGAUUGGGUGUUAAAAAUUUAAUACAAAUACCAGUAGAUGAUAAAGGUAGAGUGGAGACUAGUAAAUUAUAUGAGCAAUUAUUGGUUUGUAUUAAAAAUGAAAUACCAGUGAUUAAUUAUGUGUCAAUUUUAGGAUCCACUCAAGAGGGAUCUGUUGAUAAUAUUGAAGAGAUAUUAUCAAUUAAAAGAAACCUACAAAAUUAUUUUAAUUUUAAUUUUGAUUUGCACAUUGAUGCAGCAUAUGGGGGUUAUUAUUUAUCAACACAAUUAGAUAAUUGGCAGAUGCAGGGCCCAAUUGACCAACCUGAUUUAUUUAAAAAUCAUAAUAUGGAAUUUAUAAUUUCAGAUUCUUCAUUCGAGCAGUUUGAACCAGAUCUAAUCUGUAGUAGUUAUUUAAAAAAGCAAUUUUAUAAUUGCAGAUUUGCCGAUAGUAUAACAAUUGAUCCUCAUAAAACUGGUUAUACACCCUACCAGUGUGCUUCAAUAGUUUUCAAAAAUUCAAAAUAUAAAAAUAUAUUAUCUAUAAAUAGAACUUAUAUUGGUAAUAGUUCAUUAUCAAUGGGUAUUUAUUCUAUAGAGGGGUCAAGAGGGGGUAGUUUUGUAACGUCUGCAUUUUUAAAUCAUUGUGUUUGUCGUCCAAGUAAAAUAGGGUAUGGUUUAAUCUUAAAAAAAUGUUUAUUGAUUUCAAAGCUAUAUAUUAUAAGGUUAUUGUUUUUAUCGUCAAAGGAUGAUCUCUUUACAACAUUUCAAAUUGGGUUUGAACCUACUAAAUCCCAAAUAAAAUAUUUUAAAAAUGAAUUAUAUAAUGAAGAUGGGUCUUUCAAAGAUAUUGAAGAAAUAUGUAAAAAUGAAUCACUAUUGCAACAGUUAUCAGAAAUUGGAACCGAUUUAGGUGUAGUUUGUUUUGGGUUCAAUUUUAAAUUACCACCAUCACCAUCAUCAUCAUCAUCUAAAGAUAUAAAUAUAAUUAAAACAAAUACUGAUUAUAAACAAUUAAUUACAUAUAAUGAAUGUAUAAUGAAAAGAUUCCACUACACAAACGGACCAGAAAAUGAAUUGAUUCUAACAAGUACAUAUUUUGACUCUGAUACAUAUGGCGUUGAUUUUGUUCAUUCAAUAAUAAAAUCAAUUGGUGUAGUUGAUAAUUUACCUUUGAAUUCAUCGAUUACCGUGCCUGCUUUACGUGGUUCCAUUAUGAAUCCUCAUCUUUAUAAAUAUUUAGAUAAAACUAUGUCUAUUAUAAAAGAUGAGGUAAACUCAAUUUCUAAACCUUUGUAUAAAUAA